Necator americanus (New World hookworm) is the source of this 1806-nucleotide messenger RNA. RefSeq lists its product as uncharacterized. Gene Ontology annotation, molecular function: transmembrane transporter activity. NCBI's taxonomy places the organism in Eukaryota, Metazoa, Nematoda, Chromadorea, Rhabditida, Ancylostomatidae. The record is from RefSeq and is a predicted model, not a curated record. Gene Ontology annotation, biological process: transmembrane transport. The transcript is spliced from 18 exons. The coding region runs from base 1 to 1806 and encodes 601 amino acids. Gene Ontology annotation, cellular component: membrane.
AUGAUCUCUUCAACUGCACACGAUGAUGCACAAGACGAAAGUGGAUUGAAUGGCAAUACAGCCAGUCAACGCUCUAAAAGUAUGGAGCGUCUUGUCGACAUUAGCGCGCAGAUUCUCCUCGGAGCAUCACAGCAUUUCGACUUCGAUCACGUACUUUCAGAGGUGGGAGACUUUGGGCCCUAUCAGAUUCUAUUCUUCUUCAUUAUUUGCCUUCCGGCCAGUCUUCCAUCAGCGUUCUCUGCUUUUAAUCAACCGUUCGUAGUCGGUUCACCACCGCAUCACUGUCGGCUUCCAUAUGAUAGGGACGACCUCAGACCAAAGACUGAUGACCAGAAAGUGCUUAGCUGCUUCCAGUAUAACCAAACAGAGAUGGACUUCUAUCGAUCGUUCACAUCAGCACCAAUCGAUUCUUAUAGGGACCACAUCAGUCUAAUUCCUUGCCAGAUGGGAUGGGAGUAUGACAAUGCAACCUUUAUCGACAGUCUUGUCACUGAAUUUAAUCUUGUUUGUGAUCAUCAGAACUGGGUGGAAAUCUCAACAACAUCGUUCUAUGUGGGCAGUUUCAUUGGAAACUUCCUUUUCGGAUAUAUCGCAGACAAAUUUGGUCGUCGACGAAGUUUCUUCAUUAUACUAGCAAAUCUAGUUGUGUUUGGAACAAUAAACGCUUUUGUUAAGGAUGUUAAAUCGUUCAUUAUCAUCCGAUUUCUAACAGGUCUACCUUUCCCAGCAUUGUUCCAGAUCCCUUUCAUUAUUUGUAUGGAAUUCAUGGGAAAAUCUGGCAGAAUAUUCUCAGGCCUUAUGAUUUCACUUUUUUUCGGUGCCGCAAUGGCUCUUCUUGGUGUUGUUGCCAUGUUUAUUAGAAGAUGGCGACAGCUUACGUUCUUUUGCAACGCACCAUUUGCUGUUCUUUUCUGCUACUACUUUUUUCUGCCGGAAUCACCACGUUGGCUAGUUUCCGCCAAUAAGUGGGAAGAAGCAAAAGUUCAACUCCAACGAAUAGCAAGAAUCAACGGCAAACAGGAUAGUGUGAAUGUGGAGGAAUUAUUAGAAAUAUUGAAAGUUAACCAACAUCUAAGCGUUGAGGACAGUAAAAGAAGUCAUAAUGUCUCUGAUCUCUUCAGAACACCAAAUCUGAGGAAGAAAACUAUGCUGGUCACGUAUAUUUGGAUAAUGAAUGCGAUCAUCUACAACGGGCUCACAUUAAACGUUUCGAAUUUACCUGUUGAUGACUACUGGUCAUUCAUAAUUAACGGUGCCGUUGAGCUACCUGCGUACUUCAUAGUUUGGCCCCUGCUGCAAACUGUUGGAAGAAGAUGGACUCUCGCCUCAACAAUGAUUGUUUGCGGCAUUGGUUGCGUGUCUGCAAUGUUUGUACCAUCUAAUUACCCAUGGCUUGUGGCUUCGGCGUCAUUUGUUGGGAAAUUUGGUGUUGGAGCUGGUUUCGCCGUGAUCUACAUUUUUGCUGGGGAAUUGUAUCCAACAGUUGUUCGAGCAAUCGGAAUGGGUAUGAGCAGUAUGGUAGCCGGAUCCGGUCUUCUACUGGCUCCUCAUAUAGUGAAACUGGGCGACUACAUGAAAAUCCUCCCUCUUCUCAUCAUGGGGCUUAUGGCUCUAUCAGCUGGGAUUUGCACAUUUUUCCUGCCGGAAACACUUGGUGCUCCACUUCCCAUGACCCUAGAAGACGCCGAAAACUUUGGAAAACGACAAGGUCUGUUCACUGGAGCCAGCGGGCAAUGUAGAAAACGAGAGGAUUCUCAUCUGAUUGGAUCACAUUUUAGAAAUAAGGCUAAUAGCCUUAUCUUGUAG